This is a messenger RNA of Paramecium sonneborni, 1634 nucleotides long. NCBI's taxonomy places the organism in Eukaryota, Ciliophora, Oligohymenophorea, Peniculida, Parameciidae. The record is from the annotation of a GenBank genome assembly.
AUGCAGAAAUCUUAAAACUAGCAUUAUUAAUCAUAAUCGUAUUAAAAUAAAAGGAGAAAACCUGAAAAAUUAUUUUAAGAACCUCAAUUAGAGACUUAAUCAGAUGAAUCUGACACAUCAAUUAUUGAUGAUAACGAUCUUGAAUAAUAAACUCAAUUUAGAGAAACAUCCAUAACGUUGAAUCAAGAUUAGUUCUAAUUAGUUUGGAAAUCACCUUAUAGAACAGACUUUUAUACUAUAUAAUUUCCUUAUCCAGGUACACGUUUUGAAUAUUAAAGAAAUGAUUUUUGAUAUAAGAACAGAAUAAAACCUUGUUGAAAAAGCUAAAGUGACCCUAUUUUAUAAAUUUAAGAAUGGUAAAAGGACUUCUGAAUGUAUAGAAGAAGUAUUAAAAGCAGCUGGAUUUUAGAGAACUUAUAAUAAUAGUAAAUGGUUAAUUUAUUGGGGUAAGUUCAACUAAGAAAGAUGUAGAAAUCUGAAUUAAUAUUAAAAAAUUAAUCACUUUCCUGGAUGUUGGAGUAUUGGACGUAAAGAUAAUUUAUGGAUUAAUGUAUCAAAAAUGAAAAGAAAGUUUCCUAAAGAAUAUUAAUUUAUCCCUAACACUUAUUUAUUAAAUACAGAUUUCUAAAAGUUUGAAUAAAUUCAAGAAAAAGCAAAUGAAUAAGAAUUAUGGAUUAAGAAACCAGUAUGCUCUGCUAGAGGAAUUGGUAUAAAAGUUAUUAACAAAACAACUAAAUUAUAAUAUAAUAAUAAAUAUUUGGUGAUGGAUUAUAUAACUAAGCCUCAUCUCAUAAAUUCAUAUAAAUAUGAUUUAAGAGUUUAUGUUCUUGUAACAUCUGUUGAUCCAUUACGAAUUUAUAUGUAUAAAGAUGGAUUAGCUAGAUUUGCUACUGAAACAUAUUCGAUUGAACCACAAAAUUAAGAUAAUAAAUUUAUACAUCUCACAAAUUAUUCUAUAAAUAAAUAGUCUCCUAAUUUUAAUAAUAAUUAAUUAGAUUAGCAAUCAAAAAUAUCUCAUAAAGAGUAUAAAUCAAUAUUAUUAAAUUUGGGAAUUGAACCAAAAUUAAUAUUUAAAUAAAUAUAGGAUUUAAUUAUAAAAACUUUUAUAGCUGUUGAACCACAUUUGAUGAGUUAAAAUGAAAAAUGUAAUUUUAUGAUUAAAUUCAGAUUACUAAAAUAAAGGCAAUUUCUUUGAACUAUUUGGUUUUGAUAUUCUAAUAGAUGAAAAAUUAAAAGCUUGGCUACUAGAAGUUAAUGUUAGUCCAUCACUUAAUACUUAGGCUGAUUUAGAUUUUAAAAUAAAAACAAAAUUGAUAUCAGAUAUGUUUCAUUUAUUAGGAAUAUAAUAUCAUACAUCUUCAAUCGAAAAUUCUCUACCAAAAACUAAAUUAAUUAGGAGAAAUCUUAAUGAUAUAAAUCAAAUAAAUGCCUAGAAUUUUAAAUCUAAAGUUAAUUCAGAAGAUUUAGAAUUAAUGAUACUCACUUUAGAAGAAUAAUUAAGAUUAGGAUAAUUCAAAUGUCUUUAUCCUAAUUAAAAAACUGUAUCAAAAUAUGAUUAAUAUUUUGAACAUCCAAAAUUUUAAAAUAGAUUAAUCGAAAAAUAUUUCUUAGAUGGAUCUAAUUGGAUUUUAUGA